GGCUUUCUUCACAAGAUGUGAACCCUUCACCGCACCUUGUUUACCAAUGCUGGAGUGUUUUGGACUAUUCUAGAUACAGAAAUAUAGUAGGGCCUAUGUGAGGCUUGCCCGCUGGCAUGCUAUGUGCAUAAAACGAGGGGGUUGUCAAGCACUCAGAGAAGAAACAACUCCUUUUCCACUCCACCAUUCUUGACACGAAGUCAGCGCCGAGCCGUAUUUCUCCAACCACUCACAAUAACGAAACCCACUAGCAACACCUCGUCAAACCCCCAAUACCCUGAUACAACGAUACGCCGAGACGCCGAGACAGCCAUGUUUAGACUCUUUACCAAACUAGCCCCUGCAGCUCCUCGCACAGAGGUCCAACCUUCCGUUCAAGUUAGACGAUUCCUUACGGGCACUUCAGAGAGUGCCGGAGACACCCACCCCUUUUCCCGGGCACAGCCAAACUUGGGAGCCUCUUCCAGGUUUUCGUCGGAGCAGACCCCCAGAACGGUUGAUGGCUUGGUAUAUGGUCCAAUCGGUAAUAAGGUGGAUGAUAACUAAUGAAAUUUUGGAUAGCAAAACUGUAAAUCUGGUGACAGUGCCUCUCCAUUGUCACUGCCUGGGGUAUGGAUCAUGUUUAUAGGUUCUGUUUGAAUAGUGUUUAUCAUACUAAUUGGUAGUAGUGUCCGGAACUGUUUAAAUGUGAUGUCGGUCAAGUUAUGGCAAAACAGUAUGCACAGAUCGAAGGACUCAUGAGCAAACAGCAUAGCGAGCUGAAAUCGGAUAUGACGAAAACUGAAGCGAGGCUGGAGUCGGUGGUGGGGAGGUUCAGAGAUGAGCUUAAAUCGGAUAUGACGGGGGUUAAAACUGAGUUGAAGGGUGAUAUACGGGAGCUGAAAUCGGAUAUGACGAAAACUGAAGCGAGGCUGGAGUCGGUGGUGGGGAGGUUCAGAGAUGAGCUUAAAUCGGAUAUGACGGGGGUUAAAACUGAGUUGAAGGGUGAUAUACGGGAGCUGAAAUCGGAUAUGACGGGGGUUAAAACUGAGUUGAAGGGUGAUAUACGGGAGCUGAAAUCGGAUAUGGCAGAAAAAAAAAGGGAUCUGAACUCUACGGUGGGGGAAAUAACAAAGGAAGUCAAAAAUUUUAGUCGCAAGACUUAUAUUUUGGUUGGGUCCGGGAUGCUGGUAUGCUUGAUAUAUUUAUUGACAUUUUAUUGAUUCAAUGCUAAUACUAUUAGACUGUACCAUUACUCAUCGAUCAGUACAAGUCUUUUAUGAAACUGCCGUGGGGUGCAAUGCCUGAGGCUAGUCCAGAGCCAUCGCAACUUGUGUCUAGGUCAGCGGACAUUGGAAAGGUGGAACAAAAAAAGUAGUCUGUUUUGGCAUGGGUCUUGUAUCAGUUACCUUUGUGAGGUGGAUAUACUCGGGACUUGAUUUUUAUUAUUAUUAGCAUUGUUCUCAUGCCCCCCUUUUUUUUUUGUUCCUACCUUGAUCGACUAAGCAAAGUAGGUAGAUUGAAUCAUUGUUUUACAAGUG
This is a messenger RNA of Tuber aestivum (summer truffle), 1520 nucleotides long. NCBI's taxonomy places the organism in Eukaryota, Fungi, Ascomycota, Pezizomycetes, Pezizales, Tuberaceae. The record is from the annotation of a GenBank genome assembly.